ACCCCUAGAUAAAUGGCCACCACGUGGCACGUGGCAGUAAAAUAAAUUGAUUUGACAUCGGAACGACAACGAAGUUCUUUUAGGCAUGACCACCUUCCUUUGUGGCAAAAAAAUAUAAUUUUUCCCGUUUUUGCCAUUUUUAUGUUCAUUAUUUAAUCGAUUAGAGAGUAAUAGGAAAGAUGGAGGACAAUCACUACACAGAACUCUUAAUGGAGUUAGAAUGCCCCAUUUGUACCAACUAUAUGUCCCCGCCGAUACGACAAUGUGCUACUGGUCACAGUAUUUGUGAAGAUUGCCGGAGAAGACUACCAAACUGUGCUUUAUGCCAGGGGGUAUUUACAGAGUCUAGAAACAUUUCCCUGGAAGGACUGGCAGUAAAAAUGCGUUAUCCCUGCAUAAAUAAAAGUUCUGGAUGCAAUUUGAAACUUGCAUAUAACGAGAGAGAAAUCCAUGAAUCACGGUGCAUGUUUAAAGGGUACAAGUGUGCGAUGGAGAAUUGCCCUUGGGUCGGGAAACUCGAAGAUAUUUCUGAACACUGGACAUCAAAGAAGAUAACCAGCAAGCCUUUCCAGGCAAGUAACGUCUGUCACACUAAGAUAAAGUCAGAAUCUUACUACGUUAAUAUCGUCGAAGCAUGCAAUCGUUUAUUUUGGUUCAAGUGCAAGGUGAGCAAAAAGAAGCUGUUCUGGGUGGUACAGUACAUCGGAAAGUCUUCAGACGCUGAAAAUUACUGGUAUGAAAUUGACAUUUUCAAGCCUGACCGUCCCAAACGUAAAAUAUUACUAACUAAUUACUGUAAGCCGGUAGAUAUAGAAAAUUCACUGUUAUAUGAGAGCGCCAUUUCUUUGCCUUCUGAUAUGGUUGAACCUUUUCUUGGAGAUGACCAAUUGCUUGCUUAUAAUAUGAGGGUGCAUGUUGUUAAGGGACAUAAAGCGGAACCAGAAUCGAGCGGUGUAACUGCCCCAGUACAAAAACAGAAGGAUAUACCAAAGGGACCGCAAAAUAAAAAAAAGGAUAAACCGAAGAAGGAAGGAAAACAGGAUGAAAAAAAAGGCUCCAAAGGUUUUGUUGUUUAAUGUUUGACAAUAUAAAAAUAAUAUUUUAUGAUAUGAAUUUCCAAAUUAGAAGCAUUCCUACAAUAAUGGUUGUAUUGCUUAUUUGCAUUUAUUAGGUUUAAGUAUUUUGUAGUAACAUUAGUUGAAUAAAUACAAUUUUUUAGUAAU
This is a messenger RNA of Anoplophora glabripennis (Asian longhorned beetle), 1223 nucleotides long. Its product is annotated as E3 ubiquitin-protein ligase SIAH1-like. The transcript is spliced from 2 exons. Gene Ontology annotation, biological process: proteasome-mediated ubiquitin-dependent protein catabolic process; multicellular organism development. Bases 180 to 1076 code for a protein of 298 amino acids. NCBI's taxonomy places the organism in Eukaryota, Metazoa, Arthropoda, Insecta, Coleoptera, Cerambycidae. The record is from RefSeq and is a predicted model, not a curated record. Gene Ontology annotation, cellular component: cytoplasm. Gene Ontology annotation, molecular function: ubiquitin conjugating enzyme binding; ubiquitin protein ligase activity; zinc ion binding.